This is a messenger RNA of Mollisia scopiformis, 1812 nucleotides long. RefSeq names its product histidyl-tRNA synthetase. The record is from RefSeq and is a predicted model, not a curated record. Gene Ontology annotation, cellular component: cytoplasm; mitochondrion. Gene Ontology annotation, biological process: histidyl-tRNA aminoacylation; mitochondrial translation. Gene Ontology annotation, molecular function: ATP binding; histidine-tRNA ligase activity. Bases 200 to 1606 code for a protein of 468 amino acids. NCBI's taxonomy places the organism in Eukaryota, Fungi, Ascomycota, Leotiomycetes, Helotiales, Mollisiaceae. The transcript has 4 exons.
GUGCAAUCCAAACAAAAACAGUCAGUUGCGCCAGAAAAUCGGGCCAAUUCCAACUUUACUUCACCUUCAGUAGAUGCUUUGCCUGCUGAGAGCUGCUAACAGGCUUAAGUGGGUGACAUCUGUCGCACAACCGCGACGUUUCUUUUUGCUCGUCAACUCCCAACCUUCGACCUCACUUCUCCAUCAAUUCGAAGACGAUAUGUCGGCCAAGAAACGAGGGGCCGAGGUGGCUCGGGGAGGAGUACAACUUAAGACGCCCAAGGGCACAGUGGAUAGCUUUGGCAAGGAGGUGAUCUUGCGCGAACAGGUCACUUCAAAGAUUAGCGACAUCUUCAGACGUCACGGCGGCAAUCCUCUAGAUACACCAGUUUUCGAACUGAAAGAAAUUCUCACAGGAAAAUAUGGCGAGGAUGCGAAACUCAUAUACGAUCUGCAAGACCAAGGAGGUGAAGCCUGCGCUUUACGGUUUGACCUUACCGUCCCUCUGGCUCGUUGGGUGGCUAUGAACAAUGUUACCCAGGUCAAGCGAUAUCACAUUGGAAAUGUCUACCGCAGAGAUCAACCAGCUAUCGCAAGAGGCCGUUUGCGUGCUUUUCAACAAGCUGACUUCGACAUUGUUGGACAGUACGACCCGAUGAUCGCCGACUCCGAGAUUCUUCGCAUUAUUGUCGAAGUAUUCAAAUCCCUUGAAAUCAACAUAAACAUCAAGAUGAACCACAGGCGGAUUCUGGACGGACUUUUCGUGGUUGCUGGUGUACCAGAAGAGAAAGUUCGAGCUAUCAGCUCAGCGGUGGACAAGCUGGAUAAACUUCCCUGGGCCGAAGUGAAGAAGGAAAUGGUUGGCGAGAAGGGCCUCCCCGAAGAAGUCGCAGACCGGAUUGGAGAAUACGUUCAACACAGCGGCAACAUAGACAAGAUGCUACAGUACCUCCGGGCUGAUGCUACUCUAUGCGCGAAUGAGAGCGUUAAAGAAGGACUCGCUGAUAUGGAACUACUGGCAACAUAUUUGCAAGCAUACGGCAUCACCGACAGAGUCAUCUUUGAUUUUGCACUCGCUCGAGGUCUGGAUUACUACACUGGUCUGAUAUACGAAAUUAUCUUCCAACCCACCGCCGCAGAAGCUGCAACUAUACAGGUCGGCAGCAUUGGAGCAGGUGGACGUUACGACAAUUUGGUUGGAAUGUACGGCCGGCGGACUGCCCCAUGUGUCGGCAUCUCAUUCGGUGUAGACCGUAUCUUGUCCAUCCUAAAGGCUCAGCGCACCAGCGAAUCCCAAUUACAGACCGAACCUGUCGAGGUAUAUGUCAUGGCAUUUGGAUCUAAAGACUUUGGCGGACUUCUACCCGAACGGAUGGCGGUGACAGCACAACUCUGGGACGGUGGCAUCCGCGCGGAAUUCAUGUCGAAAGUGAAGCCAAAGUUACCGAAUCAAUUCAAGGCAGCGGUCGACGUGCCAAUAGCCGUCAUAUUAGGCGAAGACGAAUUGAAAGAGGGCAAGGUCAGAGUAAAGGCCUUAGGAUUACCAGAUGGCCACCCAGAGAAAGAAGGCGUGUUGAUCCAGAAGUCGGAGUUGGUGGCUGAGGUACAGAAGCGGCUGGCGAGGUAACAAAGCGAAUGGUGCAUUCGAAGCGAAGCGUUUUGUUGUUAGGCUGAGGAUAUAAACCUUACCAUGUUUAUGAUAGGCCAAGAAAGAGAAACUUGGGCCCUUCUCAAUAAAGUAAAAGCCUAGCUUUGAUGGCAAAAUUACAAUGAUCAUUCAAUAAGCUCUUUUUGCAUGCUUCUUGCUAUUCUGGUAAGGAUUUUGCAAGGGUU